This is a messenger RNA of Ochlerotatus camptorhynchus, 1564 nucleotides long. It is a transcript of the gene wds, whose product is annotated as WD repeat-containing protein wds. Gene Ontology annotation, molecular function: histone binding; RNA polymerase II general transcription initiation factor activity. Gene Ontology annotation, biological process: transcription initiation at RNA polymerase II promoter. NCBI's taxonomy places the organism in Eukaryota, Metazoa, Arthropoda, Insecta, Diptera, Culicidae. The record is from RefSeq and is a predicted model, not a curated record. The coding region runs from base 244 to 1290 and encodes 348 amino acids. The transcript is spliced from 5 exons. Gene Ontology annotation, cellular component: transcription factor TFIID complex; Set1C/COMPASS complex.
GCCAAAUUUUCCAAUAUUACCGUGUAAAUUCGCUCUAAAACUUCCGCUAAAGUGUGUUUGUCGAAAGUUGGAUCAACGAGUCGCGUUUGUUGCUUGCCGCUGUGGCUUCCAUCGAAGAAAAAAGGUGGGAUCGCAAGGGGCAGGCAGGCUACGGCAGCAGUGAAGUAAGAAGACGAAGGUCACUCGCGUGGAAAGAAGAGUCGGCAGCAGUUGCCGUGUAAACAAAAAUCUCCGCAACGCCUGAUGAUGGUUCCUAUCGGAGGUCCCGUCGGUCACGGAGGACAUCCCAUACACAUUCCGACGCCGAUCCAGAAUGCUCCACCUUCUUCACAAAGCCAGCAUGCGCCCUCCAGCCAAAAUCGGCAGUCACUCUCCGUGAAACCAAACUAUACUCUGAAGUUUACACUUGCUGGGCACACCAAAGCAGUCUCCGCCGUAAAAUUUAGUCCCAAUGGCGAGUGGCUGGCCAGUUCUUCCGCGGACAAAUUGAUCAAAAUUUGGGGCGCCUACGAUGGUAAGUUUGAGAAGACAAUAUCCGGUCACAAGCUCGGGAUCAGCGAUGUGGCGUGGUCGAGCGACAGUCGCCUGCUGGUGACAGCCAGCGACGAUAAGACGCUUAAGAUUUGGGAACUGAGCUCGGGAAAGUGUUUGAAAACCCUGAAGGGACACACCAACUACGUCUUCUGUUGCAACUUCAACCCGCAGAGCAACCUGAUAGUGUCGGGAUCGUUCGACGAGUCGGUUCGAAUCUGGGAUGUCCGGACGGGUAAAUGCCUCAAGACACUUCCGGCCCACUCGGAUCCCGUUUCGGCCGUGCACUUCAACCGGGACGGUUCGCUCAUUGUUUCUUCCAGUUACGAUGGGCUGUGUCGUAUCUGGGACACGGCCAGCGGUCAGUGUCUGAAGACGCUCAUCGACGACGAUAAUCCUCCGGUUUCGUUCGUCAAAUUCUCGCCCAAUGGAAAGUACAUUCUGGCCGCCACGUUGGAUAAUACGCUGAAGCUCUGGGAUUACUCCAAGGGCAAGUGCCUCAAGACAUACACCGGGCACAAGAAUGAAAAGUAUUGCAUCUUUGCGAACUUCUCCGUUACAGGUGGAAAGUGGAUCGUUUCCGGCAGUGAAGACAACAUGGUGUACAUUUGGAAUCUGCAGAGCAAGGAAAUCGUGCAGUGCUUGCAGGGUCACACCGAUACGGUUCUGUGCACCGCGUGCCAUCCCACGGAGAAUAUCAUCGCUUCGGCUGCGCUCGAGAACGACAAGACGAUAAAGCUGUGGAAGAGCGACACAUAAAAUUGGGCCCGCAGAUAGUUGGCCGGGGGCACGUCAAGGUCUCAGUGGAGCAAUGGCUUUGCAGCCACCGCCACCACUUCCAACUAUCCAGCAUGGUUCUGAUGAUCCAGCUCGGGAAAUAUGAAUUUGAUUUAAAGUAAUAGGCAUAUAUGAAUGGAACUAACUUCUAAGCAGUGUGUAAAAUCUACUUUUACAUAAUAUCGAUAGUAACUGUACGAUUGUGUUCGAUAAGACGUUUGACUUUUGAAGUAAGUGAAAUAAAAUCAAUAAUGAA